Diaporthe amygdali is the source of this 2022-nucleotide messenger RNA. RefSeq lists its product as uncharacterized. The record is from RefSeq and is a predicted model, not a curated record. The coding region runs from base 1 to 2022 and encodes 673 amino acids. The transcript has a single exon. NCBI's taxonomy places the organism in Eukaryota, Fungi, Ascomycota, Sordariomycetes, Diaporthales, Diaporthaceae.
AUGGCUCGAUCACUGAAGGAACAGGCUCAAUUGCUCUCUGAGUGGCUUCAGAAAUGCAACCAACUCCACGGCAACAAGUGCCACGUCUCGACACCAAUUGCAGAGAGGUCUCCACAACACAUUCCCGACUGGGUCAUUGACACUGAGCAAAGCUGCAUCGUGCCGGGCAAGGCGGUCAACAAAUAUGCAGCCCUCAGCUAUGUCUGGAGCUCUCCUGUGGAUUCCAGCAAUCUAACGGCCACGCAUAGGUUGUUGCUUCGGCGGGAGACCCUCAAGGAUCUUAAAAAACCAGGGUUUCUAUCAUCAUAUUCCGUGUCGAAACAGCUUCCCAUGGUCGUCCGGGAUUCCAUGACUCUCGUACUCCAGUCUGGGACGCGAUACCUCUGGGUCGACUGUCUUUGUGUCAUACAGCACGACGAAUCUACAACCGACAAGAUGGCCUUCCUACCUGAAAUAUACUCCGGAGCCUUUUUCACCAUCAUAGCAGCCUCAGAAGCCAAUGGAUUGCGUGGCUCUAUCGUAGAUGUGCAGAGCCCCGCGCAGAGAAUCAGCUUGAACACUCUCCACGACGAGCUGCUUGCAUCACACUGGGCUUCCAGGGGAUGGACUUUCCAGGAACACAUUCUCUCCAAGAGAUCGAUCAUAUUCCUUGACGAAAAACUGUUUUGGGACUGUUCUGUUGCGUGGGACUCGCGUCAGAUGAGUUUAGAGGUUAGAGCCCCGCGCAAAGGUCAAGCACCCACGCCAAUCCUGAACAAGAUUCACAAGUACCGAGAACUGUCACGGCAGCUCGCGUCCCUUUCCUCUCCUGACUUAAAUCUCUACAUAGAGAUGGUAUGCCGAUAUAACCAUCGCGAUCUCACAUACGAACAAGACGCCCUUCCGGCCUUUUCCGGCGUGCUCGAUGCUCUCACUCGGGGUUUCCACGAUGGUUUCAUCAGCGGACUGCCAUCGCUCUUCCUCGACUCCGCCCUUCUUUGGCAGCCUCUCUCGAGGGCGAAAAGAAGAGUGGCGACUCCUUUCGUUCAAAAUCUGGCACCACCAUCGCCUCUACCGUCAUGGUCUUGGGUUGGAUGGCAGUGCGUGCUUGAUCCGGCGAGCCUGAAAGGCUGCCUGAACUACGAGGCUCACGUUUCUUCCGAUGAUGACUCGUCUAGCGAACCAAUAUCUCGGAGAACCAUCAACCUUGUCCAGUGGCAAACCAUGGAUAAUCCUUUUCGGGGAGGAAGACCAGUAGUGUGGUUUCGCCAGGCUUCACGAGACGGAAUCUACUACCGCUACCCAUCACCUAUGGCCGAUAUCUUGUCGGUCAAGGCCCGUUCAGAGAGCAUUCCUUUCCUCUCAUGCACUACGACAACGGCCGAACUUCGCAUACGUCGAGUCCUCUGGCCCUGUGCCAGAAUCAAGCCACGUCAGUAUGAAUCGGCCACUUCCGUUUCAGUCUUUGAUACAUUUCUCUACAAGAAUGAUCCGGAAGUGGACACCUGUUGCCCCGUGAUCACCCUCGAAGACGGCAAGGGCAGAUGGGCCGGCGUGAUGAGAGUGAUGGACGACAUUCCAGAGCUCGCUGCCACGCAAUUCAUCGACAUCGUAGCGAUUUCCCGUGGCGAUUGUAGCUACUUCGACGCUGCCUCAACGUAUGAGGCAACGAUUGAUAGAAUGGGGUGCUACAGAUUUAAAAGUUCGAAUGGCGACCAUUUCUAUUUCGAUUCCUCUACUAGCACUCAAGCUGACAAAACUCCUGAGACAUCGUCGUGGCCUCUGCCAUGCUCUCCUGUAGUCACCGAGAACAGACAAUCUGGGCGAGACCAGGGACCCCUAUUUCCCAUCGACGGUUGCGGGACGCAUUCGGGCUACGGAAAAGAGCUACCAGAGAAUUGGCGUUACAAGUUCUAUGACUUCUACAAUGUGCUCUGGGUCCAAACUAUAAACGGUAUCAUGUAUAGGAAGGCAGCGGGGCGUGUGUCAAAGGACAUUUGGGAGACAAGUUGCGGGCCACCCCGGAAAAUUGUGCUAGGUUAG